Molecule: messenger RNA, 5443 nt
Organism: Spirodela intermedia
Lineage: Eukaryota; Viridiplantae; Streptophyta; Magnoliopsida; Alismatales; Araceae
Source: the annotation of a GenBank genome assembly
AUGGCCUGGCGACGCGUUUUCCGCCGCGAUGCAACGACGGUGGCGCGAUCGUUUUGGUUGCGCUGCUCUCAUGAGGAGCCAUUGCACCGUCUCCUUCCGCUGCUGCAGGGAGUGGAUUCGAUGUCUCCUUGGUAUCCUUGUCCGGUUGGUUUCCCAUACCCCAUAGAUCGUGAUGGAAGGCGUUCUCAUUUCGUCCAGAAACGCAUGGUAAUGCAUCCUGGCUCUUUCAACUGAGGUUAUUCUAUUAUCUGGUUUUUCUUAUCGAUCGCAGACAUAUGAACUUCCUAUCCUUUGUUUCUCGGACGAAACCUUCAUAAUUCUCAAGAGUUUUCGCAAUGUCCGUACCUUUUUGAAUAAUUUUCCUUGUGCUAUCUAUGAUCUCCUUCGAUAUGUAUUUUCGUCUUGGAAUGGAGAUAACUUAAGGUCACCAUGAUCGCUGUUUCGUUUUCAGUUAAAUACCUUGCAUUCCUCAAAAACGUCACGACAUUUCUCCAGCCAGGGGUGGGUCGAUCCACCUGCUGGGGCUGUAGUUGAUGUGCCGCUGGCCCAAACUGGCGAAGGCAUUGCUGAGUGCGAGCUCCUUAAAUGGUUUGUUCACGAGGUGAGCUGAUCGAAGUUGUUAAAUGACAGGGAUUAAUCAUAUACACAAAUUUGUCUUGCAAGAUCCAUGCUUACAUUUCUUCGUGGAAAUUUGGGAUUUGCUCUAGCAAUUAACUUGCAUUUGACUUGGAAUGUAGACAUGCAGCCAUAAAAUCCUUGUUCUGUAACCAUAUGUGAAAAUGGGCUCUAGAAUGGGAACAAGUUUAUCAUUCAUAUGUUUUCCUCAAGUUGGAUUUUGACCUGUCUAACCGUGUAGAAUUACUUCAUAAGUUCUGGUCUUUGAAUGCAUACUUUCAUAGAAUAUAUCAUUGGCCUUAAUUUCGGAAGAAUGAUGUAUUUUGAAAAUAGAAUUUCACCCUUUCAUGUUGUGCUCUUUCAUGUUUGGGAUGAUUUCUUCUGAAUCUUUGUCAUUAUGAUCCUGGGGUCCAUUUCCCUUGGAAGAAGGCACAAACAUGAGAGUGGCUGUGCAGAACGUUCUUUCCCCUAUAAUUUUCAUUUUAGAUGAAGUUACUAAAUCCGGAAUUCUGAUCUGGCUUUUCUAACUUAAGCAUUCUUCAGGAACCCUGUUUUUAUCCUCUUUGUCCUGGCCUCGGGUUUACUUUCACAAAUCUGGAUUUGAGGAAAAAUCUAUGUGAUGCCUUCUAGCAGGUCAGAAAAAUUGGGCAAUUAUGACAUGCAUAACCCGAAUCUGGCCUGCGUUGGGGUACUCUGAUCUGAUUUAUAAGAAGGAUGAAAAUUCGAAUUGGGAAAAAAAUAAACCGAUCAGGUAUUGUUCAGAUAAUUUGGACCAACUUGUCAUUCUAACAUACCCUUUUGCAUCUCUCUUUAAUCUCUGUUAGAGCAUCUUGCUGAUGAAGGACGAAAAUAAGAGUAUGGUACGAUAGGAUAGCAGCACCAACAACCCAAGGAAAAAAAAUAAAAAUAAAAAAAUUAUUCUACCUGGUUUUUUUGAUAACCUCGGUCCUAAGGUUUCAGUCAAUUACCCUUUCUUAAUUUAAGUUAUUCUGUACAUUUGAUUUUCGGAGGGAUAUUGCAAAAAUUCUCCUAACCACGCUAUUGUUUAUGAUUUGCAUUAAAAAAAAUGUUUUUAACAGUUUUGGUAAUUUUAUAAUUUGCAUACUCCUCGCUUUUUUACUGAAUAUUAUGAGUUUUCAAUUUUCAGGGAGAAAAUGUCGAUGAAUUUCAACGCCUUUGUGAAGUACAGAGUGAUAAAGCAACAAUUGAGAUUACAAGUCGUUACAAGGGGAAAAUUCAGCAGAUUUUGUUUGUCCCUGGAGACGUAGUGAAGGUGGUCCUUGCAGACUACAGAUGAUUUAUGUUUUUCCUUCCCUUGGAUGCACUUAAUCAUCUGCUGACUGUGGAUUGCUUUCGUUCUCUGACUUGUAAUCCUGAGUAUGAAUUUUCGUUGGUGUCAUGGAGUUCUCUGGGAGAUGGACCUUUAUGCCAACGUGGUAAAUCUGAAUGUCAAUCGCUGCGUGUAGCUCUUCAUUGAUGUUAAAAGUAGUUUUAUCACUUUACUGUCAUGUUUUCUUACGUUUUUUAACACAUGACAAGACUGGUGUUUACUGCGUUUUACCCAGAGUAACUAAAUAUUGAUAUACCAAGUUACGUUUGUGUUUGGAAUCAGUAAGGCGUGUUAACGAGUGUAUUUCCCUUUUAUUUCUUGACUAAUAUGUGUUAAUCUGAUAUCUUCAUCAGUAAUUGGCCUCAGCCUAUCAUGAGUGACUGUGAGAGUAUUUUUCUUAAUCUGUGGACUUGGUUAAUCAAGAUGAGCCCAUGCAUGUGACAAGUAUUGAAGCUUUUUUAGAGGGUAUAUUUUGUUUUAAAAGAGUUCUCAGUAAAGAUGUAUGAACCAGAGCCAAGUCAGACUAAGAUCUGCCACGGUUUUUUCACUUUCUGCAGCACUGAGCUGGCUAUAUAUGGUAAUCUAUGAUGAGUGUUUGAUGCCACCCAUUAAUGCUGAAUUUAACGAUAAUAUGUUCUCAAAACAGGCUUUGAAUCGAAGGGACUCCCAUGUGGUCACAGCAGGGCCAUCCCCUGCCUUCGUUCCUGUCUAUUCUGAUGCCAGUCUGCUCCUGUUGCGACAGUAUAUAGCUCUGAAUAAACGCUUGGAUCCUUUCUUUCUGUAAGCUGGUUACUGGGAUAGUAAAAAUGUCUACAAAGGUGUUAUCGUCCUUCUAACAUAAAUAGAAAGUGAAAAGCAUGGUAAAUAAUCUAGUAAAUCAUCAGCGAGGGAAUAAUCAUUUUAACUUAAUGAUCAUGAGAAUGCGGUGAUGUGUAGAUUUGUAGAUUUUUAAAUGUUUCUAUGAUAUACUUUAUACAUUUUGAAUGACCUUUUGUUUUCCCGUAAUUUUAGGUGGGAGAAACUCUGUUGAAGAUAAUGUUGGAAGAGAAAGAGGCGUCAGUUCCUAGUGUUGAGAGUUUUGGUGACACAAACAGUUUAAAUUCCCAUGAAUGUGAAUCAAAUUCUCAGUAUUCACUGCUCAAUGAAGAGACAACAAGGGGUGUUGUAUCGACGCCAUCUGUUCGGCAUCUUGCAAGGAAAUAUGGUCUAAAUAUAAAUGACAUCAAGGGAACCGGUAAGAGUGGUCGGGUUUUGAAAGAAGAUGUGAUUAGUUAUGCUGUUAGCAGAGGUAUUGUGGUGGAGUCAUCCUCCAGCCUGCAUGGAGUGGCUGAAGAGGAGUCCUUGUUUCAAGAGGAGAAAACUACACAAGGGAGCAGCACUACGGAUGGGCCAACUUAUGAAGAUAAGACAAUGCAUCUCACGUAAGACACUUUUUCAUGUUACUGCAUAAAGACUGGAUGCCAUUCUUCAAUGUAUUAAAUAUUUGAACCUCAAGGGCCUUAAUAGUUCUGAUUUUUUGCCACUUUUCAGAGGAUUUCAGCGGGCAAUGGUUAAAUCCAUGUCCAUGGCUGCGAAUAUACCACAUUUUCAUUAUAUUGAAGAGAUAAACUUUGAUGCCCUUGUUAAAUUGAAAGAGGCAUUCAAAGAGGAGAAUACUGAUCCUGACAUCAAACACACAUAUCUUCCAUUUCUGAUAAAGUCACUUUCCGUAGCUUUGGAGAGGCACCCUUUAUUAAAUAGCUCAUUCAUCGAGGAAACAAAUGAGCUCAUCCUCAAAGGUAUUCUUCUCACCAUUUUGCAAAAACCUUAUAGAUGUUGACUGUAUCUUAUAGAUUUCAUCUGGUUGACUUUGUCUUUCUGUCGUUUCAAAAAUGUUGACUCUCUGAAGCAUCUUCACAUUUUUUUUCUCUUUCACAUUAUUCUCUUGCUUGUGGCGACGGUCAAAAUCUGUCCAUAUUUUCUUAGAUUGGAUGCAUUGGGGGAAGAAGAAGAAGACUCAAAAAUGUCAACUCGAACUCUGACGUCUCUGAAAGAAAAUAAUAUGGUGACCCGAAAUCCGACUCUUCUUGUCCCAUUCGGACCAGCAAGACAGAUUUUUCCCAUGAUUAAACUUUACUCGUCCGUCUUAUAUUACUUACGGAUUGAACUGCGAGUGCAUACUGCCAUUGCUUUUCUCUCGGUUUUGUUAUUGCAUCCUCACUGCAUAUAAGAUGUUUAAAUUCCUUUUUUACCUCAAAAAUUUUCAAAUAUUAGAUACAUGGUCCUUCUAAUGAAGCACGAUGCUCUUGCUCCCAAGUUCUUGUCCAAGAUCUGAGCCCGAUAUUACCAUUUCCAGCAUUCAGACUUCGUUCUUGAUUUUUUUCUCUGGGUAUUCCACAUAAGGGCUUGAUCUUGAUCUGCAUCGGCUUUCCUUUCGAAUUUUAUUUAUUAUUAUUAUUAUUUUGGGUUUCCAAUCUUGGAGAGGUUCCACGAGAAGGUUUCCAGCCCUGGACUGCAAUAAAUUAUUACCCAGGCUUAGUUGUGGUUUCUGGAUUUCUAUGUUCUUAUUUUUUUUUUCUUCCUUGGGAUGAAUGCAGGGUCCCAUAACAUCGGUGUCGCCAUGGCCACCCCACAUGGUUUGGCGGUGCCGAACAUAAAGAAGGUUCAGUCUCUCUCUGUCCUGGAGGUACUCACACUACUCUCUCCUUCGAAAGACCGCAUAAUCCUGCUCUUCUCAUACAUCACACCCACACGCUUCCAUAUCUCAGAGCUUCAAAAAAUUCUAUUAGAACCGACUCUAUGAACUUAAAUUUCCUCUUUUGCUCCGCCACUCAUUCGAUGCAACUUCGACCCAUAAACUGGUUCGAAAAUUUUCCCAUAUUUGGCUCUCUCUCUCUCUCUCUCUCUCUCUCUCUCUCUCUCUCUCUCUCUCUCUCUCAAUUACCUCCUUUCUAAGUGGGGAGAUGGUUUAAGCUUUGUUAGGCGAUUCAUGUUCAUCGUCUUGGGCGAUUCGUAAAUACCACUGCUCUAGUUACGAUGCAGUAGGAGAUUGAAUCUCUCGUCUUUUGGGCAGAUCACGAAAGAACUGAUGCGGCUGCAGCAACUGGCGGCGAAGAACAAGCUGCAUUCCGAGGACAUCGCCGGCGGCACGUUGACCCUGAGCAACAUCGGCUCCAUCGGCGGGACAUCCGGAACCCCCCUCAUCAACUCCCCCGAAGUCGCCAUCAUCGCCCUCGGGCGGAUCCGGAAACUCCCCCGCUUCAGAUCCGACGGUGCAGUACACCCCGCCGCCAUCGCCAACGUAAGAACACUAAUCCGUAGACCUGAUUUUUCUGCCCUAUACGACCAGCCUAUUCGUGAACAGAAAAAAAUAAAUACGUGUGGAUACUCGUCCGAUCGUGGUAGGUUGUGGUUGGAGCUGAUCAUAGGGUGGUGGAUGGAGCAACGGUCGCCAGAUUCUGCAACGAGUGGAAGUCGCUGAUCGAGAAGCCACAGUCGCUCUUGCUGCACCUGAGGUGA